UCACAACGCGGGUGACGCGCAGGCGGAGGACUUACAUAAAAACCCUCCGAGGACUUUUUUAACGUCGGAAAGUCACGUUUUUUGCGGUAAAUCGGUGUGGAGAUACACAAACAUCUGGAUUAUGAAAAGUUGUGAGAGUUACCCAACGUCUCGCGGGCGUUUGGAGCGACUAAAGUACACAAAGUAAGUUUUUUUUUUCGGCUCACAGGCGCACGAGACUCAACCGAGGACUAAAGGGGAUUUUACCGACUCUUUUUCAAACACUAUUUUGUGUUUUUUUUUGUUUUUUUCAAAGGAAGUGAGUAUUUGGAGCUGUGAACACAAAAAAGGAUAAAGCCACUUUUGUUUUUAUUUUUUUUGAACAACAUUGAAGUCACCAUGCUGACGAACACGGCGCUUUAUGCGGCGAAGAAACGGAAGAAGCCGGUGCAGAAAAUACCCAAACCACCGCCUCCCGAUGGCGCCAAGUCCAACCCGUCUAAACGCCACCGCGACCGGCUCAACGGCGAGCUGGACAAGCUCACCAGCCUGCUGCCCUUCACUGAGGAGGUCAGGGCUCGGCUGGACAAGCUGUCGGUGCUGCGCCUCAGCGUCGGAUACCUGAAGGUCAAGAGCUUCUUCAACGGUUGGUGAUGCUUCCUGAGGAAAUCCCAUCUCUAACACAUCUGUAUCUAUCUUUAUCUAAAGCAACACUGUGUGCAUACAGCUGUGUCUUUUACAUUUUUUACUCCAUAAUCCAAAAUAUUUCCACGCUGCUGAUUUAUUCCUGAACGGGGAGUGAAUAUACUCGUUUUUUGGGUUUUUUUUAUUGUCUCUUUGUCAUUAUCUGCCUGGCAUUGUUUGACGCGCCACAGAAAUUUCAAGAUAAAUGCAUAUUUUAGAUAUAAUUUGGAUCAAUGUUUUCGCUUUGCAUCGAUGAUUGGUGAUCACCGAGUUGAUUUAUCGCCACAGAUUGACGGAUCAUUCACCAUAGUUGUGACUGUUAUGCACCAAAUCUCCAAUGCGAGUUCCUUGUUUGUGAAAACUGAUUCUAAUGUUUGUGAUUUUGCAAAUUGCAGCUAAAUUUGUGCAACAUUUUGUUUUGAUUUCUCAAAAAGUAACGGGAGCGGAAAUUACUGUUGCAGAUUUGCCUGAGCGCCACAAAUAAAAAUAUCUAAAUGACGUUCACAUCUGUGUCUAAGUAGGACUCAGUGGUACUCCGUCUCUUUCAAUUCGAUCUGUUUUGAGCCGAAAAAAGCUGCUGUUUGAAGUCAAAGUGACUUUAUUCAUUACAGUGGGAAAGCAAAUAUUCAGAAAACACUAUGAAGUGUCUCGUUUCGGGUUUUUUGGACGGUUUUCCUCCAGCUGCGAUCGGAAGGAGGAUCAUAUCUAAUAUUUAAUAAAAGACAAAUACUGGCUCUGUGUAUCAGAUUGCAGGUGUGCAGUCUGGAUUUGAUUGUGCGGGAGACGAACAGCAGAAACUUUAAUCAGUUUCUUUGUGCCGUUACUCCUCCACUCAAACCUCCAGCUGAAGUUUUUCACUCCGCACUUCAGGGAUCUGCUCCGUGUCUGUUUGUGCUUCGGGGCAAAUUGCUUUUAAAGUGCAAUAAAUUCAUCCCCGCCUCGGUUUACACAAUCACACGGGCUCAGUUUUCCAGUUAAAGCUGUCCAUUGGUGGAUGAGAGAGUGAUUUAUUGCCUUUGUUUUGCCUCCCCGGUAGCAAAUUUUCUCAAAAAUACAUCAAAAUUUUGGCAGUUUUCCGCCUGAAGCAAGAAAUAAAAAAGAAAGUGAUGAAGUUUUGCAUUUCUAACUCAAUUCAUGAUGAUUUGUGACCAUUAAAUUGACUUUAAAUACCCUUUAUAGCCUUAAAUUUUUUAUUUAUUUAUUUUUUUAAUUUACACAACAAAAGUACAAAAGUUAAAACAGGUUGUGCAGGUGAAAUAAAACCCCCACAAAUGAUUCAAAAAAUAAAUCAAUAAAUAAACAAUGUAAAAAGUACUGAGGACAAAAGAA
Messenger RNA from Plectropomus leopardus (leopard coralgrouper), 1992 nucleotides. NCBI's taxonomy places the organism in Eukaryota, Metazoa, Chordata, Actinopteri, Perciformes, Serranidae. The record is from RefSeq and is a predicted model, not a curated record.